This is a messenger RNA of Closterium sp. NIES-65, 423 nucleotides long. NCBI's taxonomy places the organism in Eukaryota, Viridiplantae, Streptophyta, Zygnematophyceae, Desmidiales, Closteriaceae. The record is from the annotation of a GenBank genome assembly.
AUGAGGGUUGAGUUGGUGACAGCCAAGUGGGAGUGGAUGAGGGACUCGGUAGAAGCCAAGGAAGAGUGGCAGGGAGAAUUGGGAUCUGUUAGGGUGGAUUUGGAGGAAGAAUUGGAAACCGUUAAGGAGGAGCUGGGGAAAUUGAAAGCAGGCAAGGAGGAGGUGGAAGGGGAGUUGGUAGCAGUGAAGGGGGAGUUGAUAGCGAUGAAAGGGGAGCUGGUUACAAUUAAGGGACAGUUGAUUCGACAGAAGGAUGGCUUGGGGAAGGAAGGUGUGGAUGUCAAGGCUGAGUUGGCAGCGAGUGGGCGAUCGGCAGCAGUGGAGCAGGGCGAGUCAUCACAGCAUGAGGAGCUUGCUGUUGACGAGCAACUCAAACCGAGCAAAGGGGAUGUCAGUUCAGUUGCACUCUCAGUCCUUCAAUAA